Messenger RNA from Dentiscutata heterogama, 1263 nucleotides. The record is from the annotation of a GenBank genome assembly. Lineage: Eukaryota; Fungi; Glomeromycota; Glomeromycetes; Diversisporales; Gigasporaceae.
AUGGCUGCUCCUUUGCCUACCAAUAGCUCAGAAGCACAUCCAAGUCUUGUAUUAUAUACAGGACUUAGGGUUUGGACGGGUAUAUGUCUACCCCGACAAGCAAUAUGGUUGGCCCAGUUUACAGAGUGGGUAGAAGCCUAUAAUAGUUCAGCUCUGGCCCCUAUCCUUCUUAACUCUACUUUGGUUCACGUGUCACUAGAACUAGAAUCAGGUUGGUUCUCUGGGUCUGUCGACACCGAGAAAGAAGCCCGUGCUUUACCACCCCCCCAAGGCCAAAAGAAUGGUCAUGGUAGCAAGGACUGCUUAGGGGCGGCGGCCAAAUCCUUCUUCUGUUUGGAACAUUGUGGAACGAAAGACCAAGGGCGGCAUUGUAUAUCGGUACGAAACAGACUCUGUAAAGGGGAUUCCUCAGAUUCUGGCUUAUUUCCCAAUUUGGGGGGCCCCCCGGGCUUUAGCCCCCCACUACUAAAGAGGCUCUCUCUCGAACGCUGGAGUGUAGUUUAUCAAAUGCAUCAUCUCUACGCUGUAGGUCUUGACGUUGAUACUCGAGCUUACUUCACGGCCGCGACUAUGAUUAUAGCAGUUCCCACUGGCAUCAAGAUAUUCUCUUGGAUAGCUACUCUUUAUGGAGGGUCUAUUCGUUUCACUACUCCUAUGCUGUUUGCUCUUGGAUUCAUCUUCCUCUUUACCAUCGGUGGGCUAACUGGUAUAGUGCUUGCUAACGCAUCAUUGGAUAUCGCCUUGCACGAUAGUGUGCUUCUAAGCAUGGCGUCUACCUUGUUUACUUCCAUUUCCAAACCCUUUAAUUGGGAAUCAGUAGAGCAAUUCUUGGUGGUUGAAACGACGGGGCGGGCGAUAGGUCAAUCCAGGUUAACCAUUGGAGGAAAGAAAGCUCUUCAGUUUAUGUACGUUCUAAUUGAAGUAUUACAGGGGUCUUUAACUUAUGAGGAGUACGUCGAAGUUAAGAGCAACCUAGAUGUGAGCCAGGAGGUAAUUGCUCCUGCAAGUCCUGAUUCACUGCUUACCUUGUGCUAUUUUGAGAACUGGCUUGUAGGCUUCACAACUGCUGAGGGAUGCUUCUGCAUAAGACAGAGUGGAAAUCACUCCUUUUCAAUCUCGCAAAAUUACGACUCUGUAAUCCUGGAGGCGAUAAAGUGUAAGUUCGAACUUCCGAAUAAGUCUCUUCAAACCGUAACGGAUCUCUUUACUCGAGCGGUGAAACCUCUUACCUUUGGGUGGGGAGAAGUUACUUCAGUUUCAUGA